Molecule: messenger RNA, 8348 nt
Organism: Myripristis murdjan (pinecone soldierfish)
Lineage: Eukaryota; Metazoa; Chordata; Actinopteri; Holocentriformes; Holocentridae
Gene: shroom1
Product: shroom family member 1
Exons: 10
Coding region: 494-5374 (1626 amino acids)
Biological process (GO): actin filament organization
Cellular component (GO): apical plasma membrane; apical junction complex; cortical actin cytoskeleton
Molecular function (GO): actin filament binding
Source: RefSeq, a predicted model, not a curated record
GAAGGGAAAGCUCAUUAGCAGAAGACUUUCUACUACAGGACAGCGCUGCCCGUUAAAGCGGUAAAAAGUGAGAGGUAGCAGCAGUUUUUUUCGUCGUGGUGUCCAGUCGAGAAGAGGAAACACACCUGAGAGACGGACAGAGUGAAACCACCGGGGAACCACCGGGGAACAGCAGACAUGAUGUCAUGGGCACAGCCAUGUAACAGCAGGAGCUGCAUGCGUGAAUAACUCCUGCCGUCAUUCAUCCAUUUCCUCUGAGGAGCUACUGAGCAGACCAUUUGUGGAUGCUUUCAGUCCAUGAUCAGGAGACAAGAAAAUGACCUGAAUUGCACUGGAGAGUGACGGACAACCUGGUGCAAAUGUGCUGUCGAUAAUUUCCAGAUUUCACCUACAUGGCAUACACAUAUGCAUCAACACAAACAGAUAUACACAGAUAGAGUCAAGUUAUUCACACUCCCUGCCCCUCCCUUCCUGCCAUCCACCCCAGUCCUCCAUGGAUUCCUACAACUUCCACUUUGAGAGAAUGAGCAACGUGGACCUGCAUCCUUUGAGCCUGCCUGUCAGCCGGCUCUCCCCAGCCAAGUCCAACAGCAGCAUCGUUGACCAGCUCACCCACCACCAACACGGCAAAGGAGACUCUGCCUACAGCUCCUUCUCUGGUGGAUCCACUGCCCCGGACUACCCCUCUCCCUUCCUCCCGGACGAUCUGCAGCCCAGCUCCUUCAACCACUAUGCUGAUCUCAAGUAUGUGAAGGCCAUUUACCACCCUAGCCAGGUUCUGCAGUCCAAUUCAAAGACCAUGGACCAGCUGUAUCGCUCUAUGGAGGUUAUCUCACAACAGUAUCGCCAAACUAACAAUGCUGACCACAAUAGCCACAAUGGCAAUGCUGGCCAUACUAACAACAACACAUUCUGUAACCAAGAGGCCACCUUAGUGGCUCCCUCCCAAAACCCUUAUGCUGCUCUUCGUCCUCCUCCACCCCCAGCACGCCUUGAUAGUUUCAUAGCCACAAGGAACCUGGAGAACAGCUGGGCCCACCACCACGGUACUGACUCACAACCCCAGCAACCCCAGCAACAACAGCAGCCAAGGUCUCAUUCUCAGCCCAAUCCACAGUCUCAGCCUCUGAAUGCCCCAAGACCUCAGAUGGCUAAACCAGAUUCAGGCAGCUCUGGUCUGAGAACUGACCCAGUCUACGGUAGUUGGUUGGGGUCCCAACAACAACAGCAACAGCCUCAGCAGUCACCUACCUACCACCCCCACCUCCAGCCUCAUGAUCAGACCAAGGAGCCGUUGAACCCAGAACACCUUUUUAUCACGGAUAACAAAGCUGCCUGUGAGCAGCAGAAGUCAACAAACAUUUUAAGCCGAUCACCUCCUCGAGGCAUGAGCCAGACUGAGCACCCGAAAUCCAGACAGCCUGCAAACAGCUGCGGGCAUAGUGGAGACCACUAUACCAACAACAGAGUCAGUGGCAAUCAUUUUGAGGGUCAGCGUAAAAGGGCACACUCUGCCCACAAUUGUCUUGGUCCAGAGCCAAUCCGGGCUGCUAGCACCUGGAAUGUUGGUCAGAACUUUAUCAACAGCAGCAUCCAGCACAAGGGUCAGUUCUAUUUUGUCACUGGUGUGUGUAAACGGUCCGAAACUGGAGUGAGGACACAAUCUGCAUCUCCAUGUGUGUCUGAGGCUGAGAGUGAGAGCUCCACUGUGGUGGAGACACAUCUGCCAAGGGAGAAAGAGAGAGGGAAAGCGAGAUGUCACAGUACAAUGGAUAAUCUUUUUAGGCCUCUCCAAGAAAGGCCUCACACCUACAGUGAUAUAAUUCCAAAUGAUACCCAGUGCCAGGACCCUGUCUCUGGUUGCCAGGAUGUGGAGAACCAGAGACCCUCUUCUAUCUUGACACAGUCAUCCCGCAGUUUCGAUGCCUUAGAACAACUCCACAUGACCCAGAAUCGAGAGAUAGGCCGCCACACUGCCAACAACCCUAUAUUUUACUGUGGACCAGAGAAAAACUGCCAUCAAUCAUCAACCCCACAAGCUGAGGAGGUCAUAUCACUGAUCAGCAACGAACAGCCCAAUAAUCACAAGAGAGAAGAUCAGGUGAAGAGAGGGAGAAGGCAGCCCUUGGGGGAUGUACCCAGCGAGAGGAUAAAUAAGGAAACAACCCCACUUCUGUACCACCUCACUGGAGCUAGCAGAGUGGCACUGAAGCCUAAAAAAGAUGAUUUCAGUAUGAAAGGCAAAGAAGCAAUCCUAAAUAAAACUGGUUAUGUAGCAGUCACUGUUAAUGGAAAUGAGAGAUCUCCACAGGGUGAAAUGGACAAAGAAGAUAGAGGGGAGGUUAUCUCACAUGUUUGUAACACCAUUGAUGACUCAUUCAAAAAGUACUACAAGGAGAGGCUGAAGGAUGCUCAAUCUAAAGUCUUAAGGGAGACGUCUUUUAAACGGCGGGAUCUGCAGCUCUCAUGGCCACACAGGGUCAGACAAAAACCUGAGCUGAGACCUAUGGUGAUUCAUGCUUUCUCCUCAUCGCAAGACUCUGAAACUUCAACAGAUACACUCACCGCCUCUGUGACCUCUGAGGAAACAGAGAGAGAGAGUGUGAAGGAAGAAGUAAGAGAUAAAGACAGGGAGAAAGAGAGCGAAAAGGUAAAUGGGAGGCCAGUAAAUGUAGCACAGCCCCAGGUGGCACGCAUUGGAGGCAGAAGGCGCUUGACUCCAGAGCAGAAGAAGAUGUGCUACUCUGAACCAGAGAAGCUCAACCAGCUUGGCGGUACCCCUAACCACUCAUCUUGUCGUUCCCUUGGUAAUGACACUGAGAACUUCUUUGCAGAACAGUAUGAGGGGAAGGAACCCAUGCAGGAAGGAGAACAGGGAUUGGUUGCUGCAAGGAGGAAGAUGUUUGAGACCAGAGGCCGGGCUCUCUCAGCUUCAAGCCUAUCUAAGACAAACCUAAAACACCUACAACACAAGGCCCUGGUGGAGUACAUGGAGCGGAAGACAGGCCAGAAAGUGGCUGAACCCCAGCAGCCAGGGUCUCAGCUACCACCACCGCCUAGACAGAGGCACUCCCUGGGGGAGAAGCCAUUUGAUUGGGUCCCUAGGCCUCUGUCGGGAUGUCCUGAAAAUAAAAGCCCCAAGAAGAAACUCCACAGGCCUCACUCUGCAGGCCGCAUCCUUGACUCCUCUACCAGCUCCAUCAGGUAUGCCCAGUUCCUCUCAGCACACUCUGGUUCAGUCAAAUCUGGUGACCAGUCCCAUCAACCCAACUGGAGGGAGAACAAGCAUCCAUCUCAGGGGAAGUCUGCCUCAGUGGAGAGUCUGGUGGACCAGCCAGAACCACCUAGUUUCUUCAGGAACAGAUCCACAUCCACACCACAUGCAUUUCAGGCCCAUGGCUGUGAGAAGGAUCCAUCACCAGUGAAUACUAUGGAAACAUCCUGUCUCCAGAAAAACACUAAUGAGGACACCUUGGUGAGGCCAGCGCCUGAGGGGCAGCAGCGUGUCCGUGUGGUUGCUCAGAGGGGCAAGUCCAUGGAAGAACUUGGAACAUCAAAGCACACAAGACCUUUGGCUCUGAGUAAGAGCACUGAGCAGUUGGACCAGCUGUCGAGUCGUUCAGCCCGGCCAGGAGGGAUGCUUGGACUGGACAGAGAGAAAAGGAGCAUGUCAUUGUUUAGGGAGAGCUUAGGAGGGAAAGCUCAGGGGCAGGAAGGGGAGAGAGGAAAGCAGUUGUGGUCAGAGGCAGAGCGAGCAAGACAGGGACAAGAGAACAUUGACCAGAAUAACGCUCAGGGACAGACCCAAAACCAAACCCAGAACAACCUCCUAUUGAAGCAGGAUUCAACACCGCUGCAUAGCAGUGAGGAGGAUGCUGGGCCUCUCACAACUGCAGGAACCAAGAACUUGAGCAGGUCCUCCUCCCCAGUUUCCACCUCCGUUUCUCGAGCCAGAGUCCAUUCUGGAUCUCCUGGAUCCCAAAGGGCUGCCACAGAUGAGCUCAGGCUCAGCAGACCAUGCAGCGAGGCCUCUAACCCACCGUCCCCCAGAAGUCAAGAGACCAGUGAGAGACGGGUUAAAUCCACUUCUGCCAAGCCCAACCAAACAAAGCUUUCUCAUGAAAACAGGACUAGCACCAGCAGAGUGAGAACAUCCCCCUCGGUGACUGCAUCAGAGCGAGAGCAGUCAGUGGAUGAACCCAGCAUUGUCACCACACCCUGUGAUUCAAAUCAGGAAGUGUCUCUGAGCUGCGGCGUCACAACAGAUCCCUCAUUGUGGAUACUUCCUCCUGAAGAAGGAAUCAAAGAGGAUAUCCAGAACACACCAUUAACAGAUGAUGUGUUUGCAGAUGAGUCCACAAGUUCAGCCCCUCCAGCACCAAAAAGUGAAAUCUCUGUGUCUCCCUCCACCUCAGUCUCUGAUGCAGACACUUGUCAGCAUGUGGAGGGAGAGAAAGAUCCAGAAACAGAGGAGGAGAGAGCAGGAGAAAGCCAGGGGAUAGAAGAGAGGGGGACUCCAGAGGGAGAGAUGGAGAGCCCAGAAAAGCCUGCUGAGAAGCCUCAGUGGGAAGAGCUCGUAGAAGCAGUGGUCAAGGCCGACCAAUCACUGACCAGAGUUCUCUACCCACUGGCCAAUCGUAAGACAGCGUUAAUGCUGAUGGAGCAGCUGUUGUCAGAAGACACACUGCUGAUGGAGGAGCAUUACAAAAAGAAACAGGAGCAGAGAGGAGGUGUCGAAAGUGCCGAGAUGGUCGAAGAUGCUGAACCAUGUACCUGCCCUGCUCCUGACAGCCAGAAACCUCAGAGUCCAGAGCUGCAGAGCAAAGCUGAUAUCACAGAGAAGAAGCAUCUAUUAGUAUCCUGUAUUGAGGAGCGCCUGCGUGCGCUAGAAGAGACCCGAGCUGCCCUCCAGGUAGAGAUUCGGGAGAACAUGGCCCGUGGUGAGGUGUUGGAGGUGCUGGUCAGGGAGCAUUGCCUGCCUGUGGAGCUGGAGAGGUACAACCUGUUCAUCGGAGACCUGGAGAGAGUGGUCAGCCUCCUGCUGUGCCUUUCUGCUCGCCUGGCCAGGGUACAGAAUGCACUGAGCACCGUGGACCAGCACACAGACGCUGAGGAGAAGCAAUCUCUGGACAACCGCCACCGCCUGCUGUGCAAACAGAGGGAGGACGCCAAAGAUCUGAAGGAUAACCUGGACCGCAGAGAGAGCCUGGUUUCCACCUUCCUGUCACGUCAGCUCUCAGCCGAGCAGCUGCAGGACUACCGGCGCUUCGUCCAGACCAAGGCCUCGCUGCUCAUCCGUCAGAAGGACCUGGAGGAGAAGCAGAGGCUGGGCGAGGAGCAGCUGGAGGCCCUCCACGGCAGCCCGAAUCUAUAAAGGAGACAGGAGAGGAGCAAAAAACAAACAAAACAAACAAAAAAAACUAUUGACUUGUGGGACUCACAGCUUGUUCAAAAACUUCCCCUGCCUGUCCCUCUCUUUUUUUUUUGUCUUUUUCCACACUAUAGUGCCAGGGUUUAAGCGUACUUUCCUGGCUCAGUUUGCCUCCUAGAGACACAGGACACGGUGGAGCGGAUUGUAACUCGUCCAGCUAUUUUCAUACCAAUAUCUCAGACCCUUUUGCACACAAUAGGGAAGAACCUUCUUAAUGCCGUGCAUGCUCAGGAGUCGACCCCCAGGAGGAAAACGCAACUCAGAGGGCAGUGAAGGCGGUGAAUGCCUAAGUCUACAUCCUGCUCUGUUUUAAGCCUAAUCCCGCCAUGAGAUUCUUUGUUCUUAAACAGAGUUGCGUAUGGUACUGUAGGUGCGCCUUCCCGUCAUGCCGUUCUGCUCUGCUUUCAUUAUGACUAUAAGUGGUACAUGAGGUGAACUAUCAAAACUGCUCUACUUCUGAUUAAUUAGGACCACCCUUCAGUUUAUAAAGCUCGAUGCCUCUCUGUGAUCUACUCAGCAGUUCUUGUGUUGGACACUCGGCCUCCUUCCCUCCGCCCACGCCUGUUCUCAGUCAGUGCAGUCUCUGCAGAAAUGUAUUUGAAGAGGUGUACUCGUCUAUAUAAGUCUACAUGUGUCCUUUUUACUUUGAAGAGAGGACUAAACUUUGUUUCUGUGUGCCUUGAUAUUGCUGUGGAAUGUUGCAAGUUAGAGCUGCUGUGUGGAAAUUUCGUGUCCCCUUGUGUAGCAACUCGGCAAACUGUCCUGUACUUUUCAUGAAGAUCGUAGCGCUACAGUCCCAUGUCUGCAACUAUGGAAACCUAUCAUAAGCUUUAAGAUUGUAUUUUGACCAGUAAGAUGUUGGUGAAUGAGGCUAGCCUGGAAGAGGGUGGUGUACUGUAUAAUCUCAGUAAAAAUGUACAAUAGAUAUAGAAUUUUUAAUGUUCUUGUUCUUAAAUGUUUCAAAUUAAGGCACUAAAAACCAAAAAAGGUGAAUGAAAAAAAGCACUUUGUAAUGAUACAUAAAUGCACAUUUCCUCAAAUCAGAUUUGUUUUCAAAAACACUUUUUUAAUUUCAAAGUCAAAGCCUUAACUCCAUCCAGUUACCCAAGGUUUUUCUUUUACUAUGUUUUUGUUUGUUUUUUAUUCAUUGUGAAUAGGAACGUUGUAAUGAUGGGUGUUAAAUGGUACAUAAGCACAUUCAGCAACAUUAAGGAUUAUGUACUUCUGGCUGUUUUCAUGCUUCAAGUUAUUAAGUCUUGAUGAUUUCAUGCUGAAAUAGUUUCACAUACAGAGGUGCUAAACCUCUUAAAACCAGAUUAUAAGUAAGUAUAUCACAGAGUAUUUUGUCCCAUUGCCCCAUUGUCACAAAUACUUGAAACACUUUUUUCUUGUUGUUGAGAAUUAAGAAAGUCCACAAUCUUCAUUUCAGGUGUCUUAAACUAUUUUUUACUCUCUACCUCCACAAUGUAGGCCCUUUUGAGUUUCUCUAAGUCCAAUAAUUUAUUGGAAUUGACACAGUAGCCUUUAGUUAAAAAAGCUCUUCUUGGUAACCCUGCAUUGAAUAACCCACGGUCUUGAAUGAACAGACAUUCCCCCAAUAUUUUUUUUAAGAAUUUCACUCACGUGUGAUAAAUGCCUCUGUUUGUGCAUUAUUACUUUUGAUUAGUUUUUCUAGUUGUAUUAAUGUCAAAUUCCUUUUUCUUUUUAUUCAAUAUUCAACCAGGCACAAAGGAGAGAUCGUUUUAGGGUGAUGUGUGUGUUUGCUCUACAUCACAGUUUGUGCAUAUGUGUGUUUGAGAUGAUGAAUGAAUGUGUAUUAAUUAUGUGUGUGCGGAAACCCGUUGUGGAACAAAGACAGGACUCUUGGUGUUUGCUGUGUUAGUUUUCAAUAAAGAAAAAUCCCAUUAAUUUACAUAAUGAUCAAAUUGUUAUCGUCCCUCAGGAAACUGCAAUUAGAGAGUUGCAUCCAACUUGUGGGUUAUCUGGUGUGUGUAUAAAUAUAUUUAUGUGAUAACGUGUCGACAGAGUGGCAGAGCGGCUUCUGCCCACCCUUACUGAAGUAAAGAAUUCACUCACCAACAAAAUGCUGAAAUUAAUCUCCCUGCAAAAUGUCAAAUAAGUGGACCGGCUCUAAAAAUUGGUGUCCCCUGAGAACCUAAGAGCCUCCUACCCUGAAAAUACAUCGUCGUGUUUUCUGCUAAACAGUUUCACCACCACCACCACCAGCCCUAAACAUUUCUCCGGAGAAUUCAGACUCCGUCCAUUUCAGUUUGCUAAACAAAUGUGUGUUUGUUUUGGCCUUUGUACAGACGCAGGGCCGCAGGGUUCGAAAUGGUGCGACUAUCAUGUUGUUCCCCGUAGCCGGCAGGAAUUCCUUAGGCAUGAAAAAGACCAACACUUUGGAGAGUGGGAGAGAGAGAGAGAGAACGCUUGGGGGCAGAAAAACAAGGAGAGAAAGUGAGAAAAACGCUCCCACAAAGGAGCAGCUCAUUGUUACUUUCAUAAAUGCUCAUUUUAGGUCUGUCAUGUACGCAUACAAAAACAUAAAAUCUGGCAACUUCUCAUCAUUUGGUUGAAACACUGUUUUGUUAAGGUCACAGGGACAGGGCCUCAUGUUUAUUUGGUUUGGUGUUUGGUUUCAAACAGUGGAGGAGAGCGACACUGAUAUGAAUACAAACUGUCUUACAGCCAAGGAGGACAGAUGUAUUUUGAAUUUCACUCAGUCAGUCCCAGCUGUUGAGAUGGCAGCACAGACAUUUAUACAUAAACUUCAUGUGCUACACUUUUAAAAUCCGUUUCUUUGUUUGGAGCUUUUUCUGUGGAGAGUUUGAGUUAAAAUUGUUGUUUUUUGUGCCUGUUUGGAGUUGUGAAUUCCACGAUGUUUGUAAUAUUGUGAAUAAAUUAAGCUCUCUCCUCA